Molecule: messenger RNA, 1917 nt
Organism: Epinephelus fuscoguttatus (brown-marbled grouper)
Lineage: Eukaryota; Metazoa; Chordata; Actinopteri; Perciformes; Serranidae
Gene: nherf4b
Product: PDZ domain containing 3b
Exons: 12
Coding region: 115-1644 (509 amino acids)
Biological process (GO): protein localization to plasma membrane
Cellular component (GO): apical plasma membrane
Molecular function (GO): protein-membrane adaptor activity; protein binding
Source: RefSeq, a predicted model, not a curated record
UAAAGACAGAUCAUUUUGACGUAAGGUCUGAAGAGUGAAUGGCUCAAAGUUGGGACCAGUGUCUUUGAAUUGUAUCCAUGGGUCAGCUGCCUUCUUUGUGUGACUGCUGCCCAGAUGGGAAAGAGACACAACAUGAAAGCAAGCACAGGUGUGGUGGAAAUCAUAGGGUUGACAGAAAAAUUUACAUUUAAUCCGAAAGAGGGAAUAGACAACCCAGUGAUGGUGAUCACAGAAGACUUUGUGUCAACGCCCAGCCCUCGUCUGUGUGUCCUUAAACGGGAGGAAGGGGAGUCCUAUGCCUUCCAUCUGCGGGUGGAGAGGGGGUGCCAGGGUCAUGUAAUCAGAAAUGUAGUGUCAGGAGGCAUAGCGGCGUGCAGUGGCCUUAAAGAUGGAGACAGGCUUCUGGAAGUCAACAACUGCUAUGUUGAUGAUGUCCCUCACCCUGAGGUGGCUAAGAUGAUAAAGCAAAGUGGACACCAGUUAUGUUUAUUAGUGUUGGAUGGUGAGGAGUAUGAGCAGGCCAUGUCCCGAGGUCAAGACCUCCGAGGUCUGGCCAGAGGGAAGGGCUGCAAACAACCCAGACUCUGCCACAUUACCAGGGAUCCUGUCUCAGGUCUGGGCAUCAACUUCACACCCAUAGAAGGAGGGAAAGGUCGCUUCUCUGUGAACCUGGUUAAAGGAGGUGCUGCUGAAAAGGCUGGGGUGUGUAAGGGAGAUCACCUGGUGUGGAUGAAUGGUGCAGCAGUGUCCGAUCUCACACACUCUGCACUCAGCAGAAUGAUGAAAAAAUGUGGCGAUCACAUCACCAUCCUGGUGAUUGACAGUGAAAGUGAGAAGAACUACAUGCAACAAAGGAUGCCCAUCCUGCCCGCCAUGGCUGUUCCACAUAACCUGCCUUACAGAGCCAAAAAACUGCACCUGGUGUCUGGGCCUGAGGGCUACGGCUUCCUCCUUCGACUGGAGAAGGCGCCAUCAGGACGCACAUUUCAUGUUCUGCGUGAGAUGGACAGAGGCAGUCCAGCAGAGAGGGCAGGUAUGAAGGACGGAGAGCUGCUGCUGGAGGUCAACGGGGAGUCUGUGGAGUCACUGAAGCAUGAGGAGAUUGUGGACAGAGUGAGACUGAGUGGACGACAGAUUUCCUUCACCACCAUCACUCAGCAGGGGCUGGAGUUUUACACCCGGUUGGGUCUAUCCCCUCUUCUAUUCUGUGAGGAUGGUUCUGUUGAGAGAGAAAAGGAAAGCAGCAGAUCAGCCUCUGCAACAGAGCAGUCACCACAAAAGGAAAUGGAUGGCUCCUGCAAGCCCAGAUGCUGCUCUCUCCAAAAAGGCCCUUUGGGGUUUGGCUUUAACCUGGGCUGCGUCCCACAGUGUUCUGGGACCUUCAUCAGCCAGGUGGCUUUUGGAGGCCCUGGGCAGAGUGCAGGGCUACUUGUGGGUGACGUGGUGAUGGAAGUCAAUGGACAAAAUGUGGAGGAGAAGUACCUGGAGGAUGUGAUUUUGCUUGUGAAGGAAGGAGGACAUUAUCUUUCCUUAGUAGUCAUGGAUAAGACUGGCUACAACAAGCUGAAGCAGCAUGACACACCUACUAGAGAUAUCUCUGACAGUGAGCAGGAGGAAGAUAGUUAUGAGAUAUCGUCUUUGUGAGCGGCAAAGACACUCAAACAAUACUGAAAACAUUCCUUCCCCGUCCUAACUACUGAAGAGACUUCAAACUGAGCUGAACAAGACAAACUUGCCUGUUGGUAUUAUCUUAUUGGACAGUAUUGCCUUAAUCUAGUCCUGGGGUUUCACAAAGGAUCCAAAACAUCAGAUAACAUAAGCUAAUAAUGAAACUGGAACAGUGUCAGCUGUAUAAAUGACAAAGAAAUGUUGUAAUGUGUGUUUGUGUAUGAUAUAAAAACGUAUUUUGGUAUUGUG